AUGAACUUCUACCCACCACCGCCUGUGAUCAAAGCCGAAGUAUACCUGCGUAUCCCUGACGAUCAGAGGUGUCUUGGCCAAGACUCGGAAUGGACGGGCGGGUUUGCCAGAACCUUCCAACACAUCUUCCUCGAAGGACCAGUGGUUGAUGACAAAGGGAACCUCUAUGUUGUCGAUAUACCAUAUGGCCGGAUACUGAAGAUAGAUGGAGAGAAGAACGUGACGGUGUGCUGCAAAUGGGAUGGAGAACCAAAUGGCUUGGUUGGUACUAAAGAUGGAACCCUUCUGGUGGCAGACUAUAAACAGGGGAUCCUUGAAUUCAAUCCAAAAACGGGAGAGGUCAAACCAAAAUUGACGAGGAAAAAUCUGGAAAGAUUCAAGGGGCCCAAUGAUCUAAUAGUUGACUCGAAAGGCAAUCUGUACUUCACAGACCAGGGUCAGACGAGCAUCACCGACCAGACAGGCAAGGUCUACCGCUUAUCACCAGAUGGAAAGCUGGAUACUUUGGUAGACAAUGGUGUGUCUCCAAAUGGACUUGUCUUGUCCUUGAACGAGCGUUUUCUGUACGUCGCCAUGACCAGAGCCAACCAGGUUUGGAGGCUACCUCUCCACUCAGACGGUACCACGUCCAAGGGCGGAGUCUUCUUUACUUCGUUUGGGAAUGUCGGUCCUGAUGGGCUGGCUCUCGACGAGGAAGGAAAUCUUUUCAUUUGCCACCCCAGUUUAGGAUCCAUCUUUGUUGUCGAUUCGGAUGGUCUUCCCAAGGCCCGAAUUAUUAGCGGCUCGCCUGGUAUCAAUCUGACAAACUGCUGCUUUGGAGGACCUGAGCAUAAGACUCUGUAUAUCACUGACAGCCUGGAGGGGAAUAUCCAAAAGGUCGAAUGGCACUGCCGUGGCGCAGUUCCCGCUCCAAGAUUAGAAUAA
This is a messenger RNA of Clonostachys byssicola, 924 nucleotides long. The record is from the annotation of a GenBank genome assembly. NCBI's taxonomy places the organism in Eukaryota, Fungi, Ascomycota, Sordariomycetes, Hypocreales, Bionectriaceae.